GCUGUACUGUCUGCGCCAAGUUUCUCCCGCCGCGAUGGAAUCCGGUUCAGGAAUCGACCACUUCCAAGAACCGGUCCAUGGGCACGAGCACUCCAACGCCGCCAAUGGGGCCCCGAGCGCUGCGGCAGCCGAAGGCGGCGGCGAUGCCUCCUCGCCGCCACCUCUCCCUGCAGCCCCCGUCGACCGUCCCCAAGAAAGUGCCCCUGAGCAGGCCGGCGGCGGAGGCCGCGGCACCCAUGGAUCGAGCUCCGUCGCGGUGGGGGCCAACCUGAAGGCCAAGGGCCCCGGCGACAUUCCUCCCGGUCCAAGCUCCCCCGACCGCGCCGGGCCAUCCGGGGCCGGGACGUCGAGCCCCGAGUCCCUCGACUCCAAGGAACUGUUCGAAGUCUUCGCACAGUUGGUACGAGAUGCCGGGGCCGAGAAGAAGAGGUGGACGAAGAAGACACCGGACGAGGAACAGGUGAAAUCGGCGCGCCCCAAGAAGGGGCUCUGGAGCAAGCUUAAGAACCUCUUCACCCGCAGGAAAAAGAUUGUAGAUAGAGAAGGAAGGCAAAUAUAUUCGGAACGUGUGGGUCGCCAGAUUGUAGAUAGAGAAGCAAGGCUAAUAUAUCUGGAACAUGUGGGUCACCAGACACUUCCUAUCACUGAAGUUGGUAAUCGUUAUCGCGCUACCGAAGAUAUGCCUAUUUGUGUGGAUCUUGAUGCCUAUUCCAGAAUUAGACCAGUGCUUGGAGAUGGAGAGUGUUUCUACCGGAGCUUCGUAUUUUCCUACCUUGAGCAAGUUCUUGAUAGGGAGGACACAGAUGAGGAACACCGUCUCCUUGAUACCAUUGAAAGACUGUCUACGGAACAUACAAAUCUUGGAUGGGACUCUGAGUUUUGCAGGAGCCAGGAAGCAUUUAAGGAGCUGAUAAAUAAAGUAAUGGAAUGGAAGGGACAAGGCAACACAGCAUCACAUAACAGCUAUCGUAAAGCGAAACUUCUCAAGUUUUUCAGCACCUACAAUACAACAAACGACAUUUUUGUUUUCCUCAGAUUAGUAGUAGCUGUCCAGAUAUGCUCGCACAGCAGCCAGUAUGGAAAUCUUAUUCCUGGGCUCGGAGAAGAUUACAGUCUGAAAGAUUGGUGCUUCCAGAACGUCACCUUACCUCGUGAGUUUACGGACCAUGUUAUGAUGAUGGCCUUGGCCACAGCGCUUGAGGUACCCCUCAGACUGGAGCGACUCUAUGGAGGAGGGUCUGCUGAAGAUAAUAUCUACACUGGUCCUGGAGCUGUGAGAGUGACCUUGCUGUACACGGGUAAUCACUACGACAUCAUCUACCCAUGCGCUCCUCCUGCUGAGAGUUCAAGUCGACAGGAUUCCCAGAGGGAAAGCCCUGCUGGUUAGAGUUCAAGUCAACAGAUUCUGCUGUGCUGAAGUUGAGUUUGACUGCUGCCUAUGAAUGAGAGCGUUGCUGAGGUGGUAGAGAGUUAGACAUAGACUGAUUCAGUAGGAUUAGGGGUAGGCAUAGCAUACCUUGUGCAUUCUUCUUCUGUUGGCCCAAACUGCUGGUUCGGAUUGAUUGAUCAGAAGCUGCUCCCUUGUCUGAAGAAGAACGUGUUUUUUUUGUUUUGUUUGAAUUGUUGGCUGGUAUACAGAGAAUCUUUGGCGGUAUCAAUGCAUCAAUUGCUCUGUCGUUUCUUCAGGAGGACACAAGGUAUUGUGACUCGACA
Molecule: messenger RNA, 1713 nt
Organism: Lolium perenne
Lineage: Eukaryota; Viridiplantae; Streptophyta; Magnoliopsida; Poales; Poaceae
Source: RefSeq, a predicted model, not a curated record